AUGGGGAAAAGAGAUAUUGUGCAUAUAUCGAAAGAUGAAUUAGAGAAAGUACGUGAUAUAGGAUUCGUGAAAUGGUUUAAAGAAUGUGUUAAUGAUGUGCCUUUAGAGCCACCUUUUUUGUUGGGUGCAUCUACAGAGGAAGUAGAUAAUGUGACAUCUACUGACAAUUCUCAAGGAUCCACAUCCAUUGAUUCAGGUGCAAGUGGAGAUGGUACAUCCUCAAGGUCAAGGCGGAAGCUUUUGAAUUCUGAUGAAGAUGAUAAUUUCCUAAGGAAACAAGGGAAGAACCUUGGUGAUUAUCGGCCUGACAUUGUUUUAGAGGUUCUCAAAGAACUCUUCGAUAGUCCGCUUAACGAUAACAAUAGGGUAAGAGCUAUUUAUGUGAAAACUGACGAUGGACUUCUCUUUCAAGUCGAACCACACGUUCGUAUUCCUAGAACACACGACCGCUUUUAUGGCAUCAUGCUGGAGCUGUUGGAAAUAAAACGUGUACGAGUCCCAGAGACAAAUGAAGUGAUUAUUCAACAACUUGACGAGCCUUUGACACAGUAUUUAUCUUCCAACUCUCGUAUAGUUGGAUCAUACACUUGCUAUGGCUCGGAAAUGUAUAAUGUUUUUGCUGCUGAACAAGGCAAGCCGUGGUUUGUUGUUGCAGUUUCUAAUUAUCCAAUGAGUGCGGCAUACAGUACAAAAUUGGUCUGCAUAGCACUGGCAAACAAGUGGGAGCUCCACUAG
Messenger RNA from Theobroma cacao (cacao), 735 nucleotides. The record is from RefSeq and is a predicted model, not a curated record. Lineage: Eukaryota; Viridiplantae; Streptophyta; Magnoliopsida; Malvales; Malvaceae.